Babesia bovis T2Bo is the source of this 2764-nucleotide messenger RNA. RefSeq lists its product as uncharacterized. Lineage: Eukaryota; Apicomplexa; Aconoidasida; Piroplasmida; Babesiidae. The coding region runs from base 66 to 2708 and encodes 880 amino acids. The transcript has a single exon. The record is from RefSeq and is a predicted model, not a curated record.
AGUACAGCAAUGACCAACCCAAUCUCUGAGAAAACGUCGAAAACGUAUUAUAGGAAACAUACAAAAUGGUUAUUUUACGUUUGUUGUCUACAAUCGCAAUACUUCUAACAUAUGUCGUAUCUAUAAGAACGGAUCCAAUGCCCAUUGUAAAUGAACGGUACAAUGGAGUCUAUAAAAGUUUGCAGACAAAAGGCAGUGUUGGAAAACGUAUAGCAAGGUUUGUAACAAACAUAAAUAAAGAUAGACCAGUAUUCCAUGUAGUAGAAUUAGAUCUGUAUCGAGGUGAAAGCAUAACAAUUACAUGCCCCAAUAGAGAAGAUACCUUAGAUGGCUUUUUUCCUGCAGAUCCUAGAGCAUAUUAUAUAUCACCUCCAAUUGCGGCUUCAUUUUUGGGUGUCAUGACAUUUUCAAAGAAAGACUUGAAUAACGAUUUAAUGGUGUUCUCAAAUGACAAGUUGGGUUAUUUAGAUGAUGUUUCCGACGCCUUGAUGCAAAUUCCUUAUGGUAAGAAAUCCAGACGUAUAUCAUUCUUAUGGAAUGGAUCAAAGGUUAAGAUUCCAUCUACUUUACAUUAUAUUUGCUUGAAAGAGUCCAAGAUACCAGAACGUUAUGGCCCAGUAGCAUUGAUAGCCAUUAGAGUCAUUCCGGAAAAACCACUCAUUCAAGAUGCUCUUAUCGAUAUCAACAAUCUAGUAUAUGCACCAAGCAACCAUGAUGUUAUAUACACGAAGGAAUUCUCGGCAAUAGAUAAACUUACUGUACAAUGUACAACAAAGGAUGCAAAAGAAGUAUUUGAUAAAUGGAAACCAUCAGAUAUUGAAAUGCUGAGUCAUAAUAUGUUGAGUAAAAAGGUUGAUGAUACCAAUGUCUUGAAUCCAGAUUGGGCAGAAUCUAUUUCAAUGAUUAAUGCGAAUAUCACACUAGAUGAUAUUGAUCACGGUAUAUUGGGAAUUGAAAGCCUAAGUCUCUCUUCCAUGGUAUAUAUCUUGCGAGAUCAGUUCUAUCUUACGUGUACGUCAGGUUACCGUAAUUCAGAUAGGGUUUUCCAUCUGGUCCCUAACACGGUGACUACGAUAGAAAAUAUUAGGCCAACUAUUAAAAGGAAUCCUAUAGAAGAGAGCCCGGAUGGGUACAACGAUAUUCAGCAUUAUCAAUAUAGAGUUGCCCAUGCAAGAGCGGUGGCGAUAUUUUGCCCUAUGGAAACCCACAUGCUACAGCCCAUCGCACUACUGACGAAAGCUAAAAAGAGGUUCUUUAGAGAAGUUAAUUUAAACUUCCCGAGCACUCGAAUAUCUACCAGGGGCGAUUCCUUAUUUGUUGUUGAUUUUUCUAACAGUUCAGCAAUUGAUGAUGUAAAGUUACAAAUAAGCUGCCAAAGUAAAACACCGGAAUACACUUCAUAUAUGUUUACGUUAAAUAAUAAAAUGGCAUGUAUAUUUGGAGAUGAUAUUCAAUUCUGGAGGCCAUGUAAAGUGGUGCUCUUCCCAUCGGAUCAACUCAUUAUAAAAUGUCCUAGAAAAACAGAAAAGGAAUCAUUGCCACUUAAGCCAGACGACGUAAGAGAUGCAUAUAUUCGGGUCAACGAUAAAUUUGUCUUAGAUAGACAUGCAGCAAUAAAGAGAACUGUGGAUACGCACGCUAAUGAAGAGAUACAUAAAAUUACAUUCAAAGGUCAUGAUAAUCGUGCACUGAUCAGAGACGAAAUACAGUACGAAUGUGGUGAACAUGAACGUACAGAUUUUAGCACAACCGAAAAUCGUCCCAUAAUAAUUAUUAAAUUGGUGGGCAAAUUUGAAGAAACCGAUUUAUCGGGAACUUUAUUAAUCCCAUUUAAUGAUAUGUUGAAACCCAUAGAUGGUCCAAGACUCUUUCACACUUUCCUAGGAGGAGGUAUGAAUCAAAAAAUAAAUUGUUCAGAUUUUUUUAUUGAUAAACCAGAAGCAUUUCUAUACCCAAACAACAGAUGGGAAGCGUUUGAUGACAUACCUCCGUUCUUUUCAGGUAUGCUCAUAGACAGAAUAGCUGGGAAGAAAGUACACUCCAACAGGGCCAUAUAUGGUCUCACCAUUGAAAAGUAUCCCGAAGAAAAGCCUUCUCACGUAACCAUGACAUUGAGCAAUGACUACCGUAUGUCAUCAAGAAGCGACAAUGCUUUUUACUUUAUCUGCGCUCGUGGUCCUUUGUGGGAUGAUAUGCAUAGCGACGUAGCAGUUAUACAAGUUUACAUUGAAGGCAACGCCAACCGAAACUAUGGUGUAGGGGUACAAAGUGGGCUGUUCCGCGUAAAUUAUAAGUAUGGGAAAGGAGAAUAUAAUGAUGCCACUUUCCGCAUUUCGGACCACGAGGUACUAGCUAUGCAUUGCCCGAAGGCAGCAACCGACAAAAAUUUACCGGAAUGUAAAAUAGUUGAACCGAAAACAUUUGUUCAAAACCCAAACGAAGAUGGCCUUACUGCGCUCGACGAAACGAUUAGGCGUGGGAUGGUAGAAUAUCGUAAUAAUUAUGGUAUCCAAUCUCUGUGGUAUAUAUACACAGAAAUUCUGAAAAGUGCAUCAAAAUACUACCCUAUAGAAGUUGAAUGUUACUGCCGUAGCGAGGAUAAUGUAAUACUGGCUGUAAUGCAUCUCGCAUCAACGGCAAAGGCCAUCAUUUCUAAAAUAAUGAUCUCCUGUAUUAGUAUCAUUAUAACAACUAUUGUUCUAAUAUAAUACAACUCUAACAAAUACCAAAGCAACACGCGUUAAAAGGUGCUUUUAACCGACAA